Carcharodon carcharias (great white shark) is the source of this 1216-nucleotide messenger RNA. RefSeq names its product sulfatase modifying factor 2 (gene sumf2). Gene Ontology annotation, cellular component: endoplasmic reticulum. The record is from RefSeq and is a predicted model, not a curated record. NCBI's taxonomy places the organism in Eukaryota, Metazoa, Chordata, Chondrichthyes, Lamniformes, Lamnidae. The coding region runs from base 96 to 1064 and encodes 322 amino acids. The transcript is spliced from 9 exons.
UUUUCUAAUAAUCAUGGUUGAUUCGCCGCCCCCCGCCCCCGGCCCGGGGUUCGCUGGCUGCGCCUGCGCAGUGAGGGUUGGAGGCUUCGCGUGGAAUGUUGCUGGGGAGAGAAACUGGAAUCUGGUUCCUGACCCUAACCGUCACCGUGAGCGUGUUGGUGAGGGGUAGGGGAGCGGAUCCGGAUCUGGAAGAUCGUGUAGUGGUGAAGCUGCCUGGUGGCAUGUUUCACAUGGGCAUUGCUGAAGCCGAUGCCAGAGAUGGAGAAGCUCCGAUCCGAAAAGUGACUGUAAAACCAUUUGCAUUAAAUCAGCAUCCAGUGACCAACGCAGAAUUUAGAGAAUUUAUCAGAUCGAAGAAGUACAAAACGGAAGCAGAGUCAUUUGGUUGGAGUUUUGUAUUUGAAGACUUUGUAUCAGAAGAAUUGAAAAGCAAAGUGACACGAAGAAUUGAGUCUGCUCCUUGGUGGCUACCUAUUGAAAAAGCGUUUUGGAGACAGCCAGCAGGCCCUGGCUCUGGAAUUAAAGAGAAACUGCAGUACCCAGUGGUGCAGGUGAGCUGGAUUGAUGCCAAAGCCUUCUGUGAGUGGAAGGGGAUGCGAUUGCCCACUGAGGAAGAGUGGGAGUUUGCUGCUCGAGGGGGUCUGGAAGGUAGAAUAUAUCCUUGGGGAAACAAGUUUCAGCCAAAUCGCACAAACCUCUGGCAGGGAAAAUUUCCAGAUCAGGACACAGCAGAAGAUGGUUAUCAUGGUGUAUCUCCUGUAAAUGCAUUUCCACCGCAGAAUAACUAUGGUCUCUAUGACAUGCUGGGAAAUGUAUGGGAAUGGACAGACUCUGAAUACUCUCCACCAGGCCUCUCUGUAAAGGCUGAUGCUCAGAAAAUGUAUGUCCUGCGUGGAUCCUCCUGGAUUGACAGUGCAGAUGGAUUGUUCAAUCAUAAAGCACGGGUUACCAGCAGGAUGGGAAACACUCCAGACUCGGCUUCUGAUAACCUGGGCUUUCGAUGUGCUGCAAGCAAAGUUCCAUCUCAGCAAAACCAAAAAAAGAAAAUUAAAACUGAACUCUGAAAAAAAACUUAAGGAACGGUAAUAAUUUUGAAGAAUGUGAAGCAAGAUCCAUGGGCCAGAAUAAUUAAGCAUGGUAUACAGCUUGAUUAUAUUUCUGCUAAUGUGACAUUACCCUUUUUAAAUCUUAAAUAAUAGACUAAAAUUGAAGAUUA